Messenger RNA from Rasamsonia emersonii CBS 393.64, 2274 nucleotides. Its product is annotated as 20S cyclosome subunit (Cut9/Cdc16). The record is from RefSeq and is a predicted model, not a curated record. The transcript is spliced from 2 exons. Gene Ontology annotation, biological process: cell division. NCBI's taxonomy places the organism in Eukaryota, Fungi, Ascomycota, Eurotiomycetes, Eurotiales, Trichocomaceae. Gene Ontology annotation, molecular function: protein binding. Bases 1 to 2274 code for a protein of 757 amino acids.
AUGGAGAAGUUCCUGCGCAACUGGCGCCAGGAUGCGCUGAAUCGCGGUCAGCAUGACGCUGCCAUCUACAUCGGCGACAAGGUGCUGGCUCUGACCAACAGCGACGCCGAUGCGUUCUGGCUGGCCCAGGUCCACUUCAACAACAACAACUACACGCGCGCCCUGGCUCUGCUGUCUCGCAAAGACCUGAUCUCGCGAAGCACCUCGUGCAAGUACCUGGCCGCCCACUGCUACAUCAAGCAGAACAAGUUCGACGCCGCCUUGUCCAUCCUGGGCGAGCAGAACCCCACCCAUCUGAUCAGCAGCGCCGGCCACGCCCGCCGAAAGCUGCAGCAUCUGAACGGACACAGCCAUGUCACCCUCCGCAAUGGCAAGACGACGGCUUCCCGGUCUGAUCGCGUCGACCGAAGCGAGGAGCGCGAACGGGAGGACGCCAACAACAUCCGCUUCGAGGCCGCCAUGUGCUACCUGCGCGGGCUCUGCUACGCCAAACAAAACGCCUUCGAUCGCGCACGCGACUGCUACAAGGACGCUGUCCGGAUUGACGUCCAGUGUUUUGAAGCGUUUGACCAACUCAUGAAGAACUCGCUCAUGUCCCCCGCCGAGGAACUCGAGUUUCUGGAGUCGCUGGACUUUGACUCGAUCACCGUGCCAAACGACCCGUCCGUGUCGCAAGAGGCCGCCCAUUUCGUUAAGAUGCUGUAUACCACUCGUCUCUCCAAAUACUCCUCUCCCUCCGCCCUCUCCGACGCGACCGAAACCCUUUCGACCCACUACAACCUAGCGAAUAAUCCAGACAUCCUGCUCUCGCGCGCCGAGGCUCUCUACACUCAAUGCCGAUUUCAUGAAGCUCUCGAACUCACUUCCUCCAUUCUCUCCUCCCCAGAGUCCGGAGCUGUCUUGUCGUCAUCCCCCGGUCACCAGGUACAGAAUCUGGGACAUUCCCCUGCCGUCUACCCGCUUCACCUCGCUUGUCUCUACGAGACCGGCCAGACAAAUGCUCUGUUUUUGUUGGCACAUACUCUGGCCGAUAACGCGCCGGAAGAAUCCUACAGCUAUCUGGCGAUUGGAGUCUACUACCUCUCUGUAGCCAAAAUCGCUGAAGCCCGUCGUUUCUUCUCCAAGGCUUCUCUUCUCGAUCCGCAUUCGGCACCCGCCUGGAUUGGUUUUGCUCAUACUUUCGCUGCUGAGGGUGAGCAUGACCAGGCUAUUGCGGCGUACAGCACUGCUGCUCGAUUGUUCCAGGGCAGUCAUCUCCCGCAGUUGUUCCUGGGCAUGCAGCAUCUGGCUUUGAAUAAUAUGUCCCUGGCUCACGAGUAUUUAUCUGCGGCUUACGCCAUGUCGUCCGGUUCGCCUUCCGGGUCGCUGUCCACGAUUCCAAGCAGCCUUUCGAACGGUCUUCCUCCGUUGGGUGGGGAUCCUCUCGUGCUCAACGAGCUAGGAGUCGUCCUCUACCACCAAUCCAACCUGGAGGCUGCUGCUGACCUUUUCCGUCAGUCAUUGGCUCUGGCUGCGUCCCUGCAGUGCGAUCCGGCGGCGUGGGUGGCCACGCGUGCCAACCUGGGCCACGCGUUGCGCCGUCUGGGUCGUCUUGAAGAGGCCUUGGCUGAAUUUGACGAAUGUCUUCGAAUUGGCGCUGGGGGAAGUUCAACCGGGUAUAGUACUACUCUGGGUGGUGCGGCACCAUCGUCAGGGGUGGGCGGAUACGAGGACCGCGGUCUGAUUGGGUCUCUUCACACUUCUCGUGGUCUGGUGUAUCUCGAGCUUGGCCGGACGAUGGAGGCCGUUACGGCACUGCAUGAAGCUGUGAGGGUGCUGGGGGUCAGCGGCGGAGAUGCGGCGGGCGGUGCCGGCGUCGCGGGGACCCUGCUCUCUCGCGCACUAGAGUUGUGGGCACUGGAGGGACGAGGAAAGCAGAGUCCACGAGCAGAGAGAUCUGGCAGCAGCGGACGAGGGAAAGGAAAGGCAUCGGCAAGGACGAGAGAGGAGCCGUUCGUAGAAGAGAGCUGGACGGACGAGGUGGUCGAUGCCGAGGCGUCGGGGCCGGGGACGGUGGAAGAAACAGUGGAGAUGGAAUUGGACCAGGAGGCGGACGGACUGCUGGGUCGAGCGCUUGGCCGCGUCCGACCUCGACGGACCAGGAGAGCCGGAGGAGGCGUGGAUGUGCCGCGGGAGAUGGAGGUCGAGGCAGCUGAGGGCCGUACUCGCGGGUCAUCACGGCCGGUCAGCAGUCGACGAAGUCCGACACGUCGAACGCGAAGAGACGGUGGUUGA